Messenger RNA from Syngnathoides biaculeatus (alligator pipefish), 979 nucleotides. RefSeq names its product mediator complex subunit 31 (gene med31). Gene Ontology annotation, cellular component: core mediator complex; mediator complex. The transcript is spliced from 4 exons. Lineage: Eukaryota; Metazoa; Chordata; Actinopteri; Syngnathiformes; Syngnathidae. Gene Ontology annotation, molecular function: transcription coregulator activity. The record is from RefSeq and is a predicted model, not a curated record. Bases 91 to 531 code for a protein of 146 amino acids. Gene Ontology annotation, biological process: regulation of transcription by RNA polymerase II.
ACGGUUUCUUGGGGUUGAACGACAACACAAAGCAGCAAACGGAGGAUUUUCUUCGCCUAUUUGAUCCUCCGGCAGCCAUUCCUCCUCGAAAUGAGCAACUCCAUUGUCUUUUCGUCACAACUCGAGGCCGUCAUGGAAACAGAGGAGCAGGCAAGGAACCGCUUCCAGUCCGAGCUGGAGUUCAUCCAAUGUUUGGCCAACCCGAACUAUCUCAACUUCCUGGCUCAGAGGGGCUUUCUGAGGGAGAGACCUUUUAUCAACUACCUCAAAUAUUUGCUGUACUGGAAGGAGCCCGACUAUGCCAAGUUUCUCAAGUACCCCCACUGCCUGCACAUGCUGGAGCUCCUGCAGUACGAGCACUUCCGCAAGGAGCUGGUGAACGCGCAGUGCGCCAAGUUCAUCGACGAGCAGCAGCUGCUGCACUGGCAGCACUACUCCAGGAAGCGCACGCGGCUGCAGCAGGCGCUCGCCGAGCAGCAGCCGCCGCAGCAGCAGCAGGCGCCGACGCACGCCAACCCCGCCGCCAAGUGACCGACCAAUCAGUUGUGUGUUCCUCUCCUUGAUCCGCCUGGCUGGGGGAAAAUGUUUGCCUAGAAAAAUCCGGAUACCGUACCUUGAGUCAGACUUUUUUUUUUUUUUUUGCUUUGUAGUAACAAGCCCAAAAUGUGAAUUUUUUUGGGAGGGGACUGAAAUAAAAUGAAGUGGGAAAAGUCACGCACAAAUGCAAAAUGAGAUAACUCGCAAGUUGUAAGCAGCUCCUGUGAGUCACAACUCACACCCAGGCGCUCACACGCAGGCUCACCGGCCGACCGGACUCCGGCUUCUGGUGUCACUCGAUAGUCCAACAUCCAAUGUGUGUACUACACGAUGUACAGUACUUACCAAUUGUAAAAGUUUAUUUCUUUAUCCUGUUUGUAUGCUAUACUGCAUUUUUUUUUUUUAGUAAAAAUAUCACAAAACGUUUUAAUUGCCUUGCAGU